UAAGACAAUGGGAUAGUGGCAGAGCUGUUUGAGGUGUAGGUGUAGGUGUAGGUUAGUCUGGAGCUGGCAGGUGGAGAUAUCGGACAGGUCGCCUGAGAGAGACGGAAUAAGUGAGGCCUAACAUGUCCACUACUGAAGAGAAGUUCUCUCUCCGGGAGGUGCUGGUCAGCUUCAAGGCUUGCUUGGUAGAUGAUGACCAAGAUGUGCUUGUAGAACAUUAUCUAAAUGGAUGGAAGGGAUUGGUCAGGUUUAUGAACAGCCUCGGGACGAUUUUUUCUUUCGUCUCUAAAGAUGCUGUCAGCAAAAUUCAGAUUAUGGAAAACUAUCUUAAAGGGGAAAAAGGAGAAAGGUAUCGGACUCUCCAGUCCAUGGUGGAGUACGAGCUCAGCUCUAACCUGGUGGAUCUGACAAAACGCGGCAGUCAUCCGGAGUCUGGUUGCCGCACAAUACUACGAUUGCACCGAGCCUUGCGCUGGCUUCAGCUCUUCCUAGAGAAGUUAAGAACAAGUACCGAAAACAGUAAGACCUCCACCCUAUGUACAGAGGCCUACAAUGACUCCUUGGCCAACUACCACCCUUGGAUUAUACGGAAAACCGCCACCGUGGCCUUCAUGGCGCUUCCCGUACGUAACACGUUCUUUGAAGUGUUGAACGUUGGGACGACUGAGGAUGUGGUGGACAUGCUUGGAGAAGCCAUGCCGUAUGUUUCCAAGGUCUAUGAUUUUACCCAAGAACUGUACUCCCAACACAACCUUCUAGAUCUACCAUGAAUGUUCUCCUUAGAGCAGUGUUUCCCAACCAGGGCGCCUCCAGC
Molecule: messenger RNA, 814 nt
Organism: Hyla sarda
Lineage: Eukaryota; Metazoa; Chordata; Amphibia; Anura; Hylidae
Gene: CPTP
Product: ceramide-1-phosphate transfer protein
Exons: 3
Coding region: 123-770 (215 amino acids)
Biological process (GO): ceramide transport; intermembrane lipid transfer
Cellular component (GO): cytoplasm; cytosol; membrane
Molecular function (GO): ceramide 1-phosphate binding; ceramide 1-phosphate transfer activity
Source: RefSeq, a predicted model, not a curated record